GCACUUUCAUUCGUCGCUCGAGACUGUUGGCACGCGUUUCAACGCAUUUCUUUCUCCGGUGUUAAAAUUUAGAAAACCCAACUUCCUCCGCGAAAUACCCGCGGGAGAUGCGAUUUCCCACGCUAGUCCUGGCGCUGCUAGCGCUAGGAUCAUCGGCCGCCGCCACCAAGCUGAAUUAUCCGCGCGUUUUGCUGCCAAUUUUUGACCACAUUUCCGUGAAUUUCACCCUCGAGGUGGUGGAGAAGGGCUGCUACAAAUGGACCUCCUCCCGGCUCGACCUGAUCCAGAUCACCCCGGCGUACGACGACACCCAGGACGACUGCUCGUACCGGGUGGCGGUCACCGUAAUCAACAAGGAAAAACGCCGCAGCACCGCCAUCGUCCUGGCGGAAGACCUCGUCACGCGGGAGGUGCUCCGCUGUGACGUGAUCCUGGACGUGAUUGACCAGCUCGGUGUGCUGACGACGACCCGCGAGCUGUACCUGGAGGAGGCACCGGAAACGUUCGAGCUGUGGGCCCUGGACGCGCAGGGAAAUGCGUUCACCACGCUGGAGGGGAUCGAGUUCAACUGGCAGGUGGCGUCGCACAGGGCCGUUGAGACGCGGCACGUCGGCGACGACUGGAGCCAGGUGCUGCGAUUUUUGACCUUCUCCGAGAGCAAGUUCCACGUGGUUCCGAGGGCGGUGGAGAGGUUGGAGCAGGCUGGGGCUAAAGCGUACAUGAUACUGCUGGAGGGAAUCAAUACCGGGUCGGCCAAGGUCACGGCCAAGCUCCCGUACGCAGAGUACGCCCACGUGGCACCGGUUGAGGUCAACAUCAUGGUACUAGCAAAUUUGAUCCUGGUCCCCAGCGACGUUUACAUCCUAACCGGCGACACCGUAAACUUCCAAGUCCUCCAACUGAAGCAGGGAAAGCUUCACGAAAUAGCCCUGAACAACCAGUACUACCUGGAGAUCGAGGACAACUCGCUGGCCACGAUCAAAGGAAACGAAGCCAAGGGCUUGAAACUGGGCAAAACCAGCGUCCUGCUGCGCGAUCGCAACGUCCCGCACGAUCUCGCCUCCGACGAUCAGUCGUUCAAAGCGCUGCUUCCGAAGGCGUUCAUCACGAUCGCGGACCCGAAGAAGCUCACGAUCAACCUGCUGCCGCACUACAACUGGGUCACCGUCGAGGGUGAGUCGCACCAGAUCGCGCUGGAUCUGUUUACGGCGGACGAUCAUCAGAUUACGCUGGGGCCGCGGUACCGCAUUGAGUCCGGCUGGGACGAGAAGCUGUUUUAUCCGAUGCGGAGAACCGACAAUGGAAGUAGGAUUGAUGGAGAGGCGGUUCAGGUUGGCAGCGGUCCCGUCAGCGGGCAGUUUGAUAAGCUUACCACCAAAGCCGAACUCAUCGUCUAUAGCCGCCUGUCGAUCAACCCACCGGAAGUAAUCGUCCCAUACGAUCCCGCCCUGCGCCGUCAAAAGCUCCAGUUCACCGCCGCCGGCGGAGACGGCUCUUACCUGUGGUCGUCCCAAGACGCCACUCUAAUCCACGUAACCCAAACCGGUCUCGCCGAAACCCGCCUGGACAACGUCCCCAAGGCAACCGACGCAACCAAGUCGACCCAAGUCCGCGUGGCUCUCGCUCGCAACAACAAGAUCUCCGUGGCCGCCCAGGUUUUGUUCCUGCCCCCGAUCAAGCUGGAGAUUGUGCAGUACAACUUCGAGACCGUGCUGAAGGAUUACGUGCAGGUGCACGUGGCGUUGUGGGCCCAGCACAACGGAACGCUGCGUCCGUUUACGUUCUGCGAGAGUCUGAACUUUGAGCUGGAGUUUAGCAACCAGAUCUUUGUGCUGGAUUCGGGCAAGGUUGUGGAGGGGAAUGUGCUGGCGGAUCGGGCUUGUCGGUUGAUGUAUUUGAAGGCGAACGCUGUCGGGCAGACCACGCUGAAGGUUUCGUACCGGUACUUUGACAGGGUGUUGGCCGACCAGGUUAGUUUGAACGUGUUUGAAAAGCUGGCGAUCGUGAAUCCGAUUGAGAACGAGGUCGUGCUGCCGAUUGGGGCGUCGCGGAACAUGAUUUACGAGAAUGGGCCGGAGCGGAUCUACAACUCGGAGGCGGAGCUGCAGAAGCGGUUCGUCGUGGACGGGAAGGGGGUUGAAGUCGGGGAGAUCGGGAGUGGGUUUUCCAAGGACAAGCAUAUUUUGAGCGUGCUGUGCAAGAAGUUGGGCGAGUACGAGCUGAAGCUGCAGGUGUUCAACACGCUGAACGCUGGGAAUACGGUUCCGUACGUGGCGGAGUUUGUGACGAAGGUUUACUGCGUGAAGCCGAGAUUUGUGAAUUUGUACACGACGGACAAGGUCAAGACCAGUUGUCCGCUGGAGCGACGGCACUCGCAGAUGCACGUCAAGUCGGACAGCGAUCAGAUGGUGGUGGAUAUUGAAGUGUUGGACGUGCAGAAUCGACGACUUGCGAACAUUUCUUCGCUGCUGCUCGAGUGGCAGUUUACGUUGGCUGAUCGCGAGCAAGAACUUGACCAGGUUUCGUACGAGCAGAAGGUCGAGGUUGACCUGCUCGAGGGCGUCGAGAUUCCGAAGCGGGACUUCCUCCAAACUACGCUACCAGCGCUGGAAGCCAACUUCAAGAUCAAAUCCACCGUCAGUCAGUACCGCGCAGAAGUGCUUAAAAAGUACUCGAUCAAGCCGGAAUCGCCGCAGUUCGGCAUUCAGAAAACCUCCGAAGGUCCGCUGGUCAAGCCAACGAUCGAGAACGAGCUAAACUUCCUCUCGGUCAACAAAACCCUGCUUCCGUACGAACACCUGACGAUGUUUCUGUCGCGAUCGAACGUGCAGCGGAUCAAGAUCGCGCAAGGCAGCGGCUUCUACGACAUCCGCAGCUCGGACGCGGGCGUCGUGGCCGUGGAGUACGACGAGGCGACGCGACAGCUGGUGAUCACGCCGAAGCGCGUUGGCGAGGUGAAGCUGGAGAUCGCCGAUCAGUGUCUGAGUACGGAGUCGAGCUUUCUGUACGUUUCGGUCGUGACGGUGGGGAGGAUUACGCUACACGCGCCCGAUUGGGUGGAGAAGACGAGAACGAUCGAGGCGAUCGCGAGGGUUUACGACAGCAAUGAGCGGCUGCUGGAAUUGGGCAGUUUGGACGUGUACGAACUCAGCCAGGAGGUGUUCAAUCCGAGUGUGUUGAGCGUGGCUGUUGGAAGUCAGAGUGGACUUGGCCAAGGGGAGAUUCGUUACGUCGUAACGGGUAUGGAAUUGGGUGAGACGAAGAUCGUAGUCAACUCUGGAACCGGAGAGCGUCAGAUCUCCAGCGCACCUGCUUCAAUCCAAGUCUUCCCGCCGCUGACUCUGUUCCCUCGUAACGCGACCAUCUUGGUCGGAAGCACGCUUCAAAUCUACUCCAAGGGCGGUCCCACCCCGGACACCAACAUCGUCUACUCCGUCCAGAACCAGGACAUCAUCUCGAUCGAGUCGGGCUUGGUGUCCGGGCUGAAGAUCGGCCACUCCAAAGUUACUGGGCGUUGCGUCGCCAUCAAUCCAACAACCGGAGCCCAAAUCAUCCUCUCCGAAGACAGCGUCAACGUUCACGUGAUUCCGCUGAACGCGAUCGAGAUCAAGGCACCGCUGGGACGCAUCCGGACGGGAGCGGUCAUGCCGGCGCACGUCUGGGGAGUCCCCAACAUCAGCCCACUGAUUUUGGGAACGCUGGAAUCGGUCCGGAUCUACUGGAGCACCGACCACGAGGACAUCCUGGACGUCAAAGGAGUCUUCCACGACGCAGGCGUUGAAUACCGGGAACGCGACUCGAUCGGCGUCCGCGUGCGAGCGCUAGCUCCAGGAAAGGCAACUCUCUACGUAACUGUCGUAACCGCUACCGGAACGAAACUGACCGCGAAGACUGAAGUGACCGUGUUCCGCGUGUUGGAGCUGGAAUCCCCGAAGGUCAUGCGCUACGACUCGAUCCUCAUUCCACCCAGGACGACCCUUCAACUCAAAGCAAACCUGGACGACGCCGUGUUCCAGCUGGAGGAAGGUUCCACCACGCUCGUGAAGGUCUCCAAAGAAGGUCUCGUCAAAAGCGCCGACGCAGUCGGCAGAGCCCAAAUCGUCGCUACCUCCCACGAUCAAUCGCUCACGAUCCCCGUUGAGGUCAAGAACGUCCAUUACGUGCUAACCUCUCUCGAACCAUCCAACAUAAAGCUCAAACACCCCGAAAGCGUAAUCCCGCAGGGAUUGAACCUCAAGCUCAAAGUUUCCCUCCACGACAACCUCGGCAACGAGUUCUCGCACGGCAUCGAGGACGUCAGCCUGCUCAAGUACAAACUGUCCAAGCGUGGUAACGUGCUCAUCACGACCGGCACCAACUUCUCCGUCGGGCUGGAGCUCAUCCGGGAGACUUCGGACAUGCUGCUGAUUUCGCUGCGCGACAAAACCGGCGUCAAGUUCGCCGAGGACUACGUGAAACUUGUGGUCGCUGAAACGAGCGCGAUCUUCCCCGAUCGCACCGUGUUCUCCGUCGGGGACAUUGUCUGCUUCGAGUCGCCGCUGCUGGGCUCGAUCGCGGACUGGACCAGCUCGGACGAGGGACUCGUUCGGAUCGUGCCGGCCAGUGGGAUCGCGCGGGUGUUGGCUUCGCGGAAGGGAACUUCCGGUGGGGACGAGAAGGUCUACAUUAGCCACGGGGGACGGCGAUCGGCGGCGGGCGGUUUGCGGAUUGGGAUUGACGUUCUGGACGCGGACAGCGUCGAGUUCUUCAAGUCGUACGACAUCUUCAACGGACAGCAGUAUCGAGGACAUUUGGUGAUCAAGAACCACCAGCAAGUGGACAAGUUUGUGAACGUGAUCGCGGAGAACGUCUCGACCUGUGCCGAGAAGAUCGAACGAUCGUUCGGUGGACUGUUCAGCUGCAAGCUGACCGCGAAGCAGAAUCCUUCCUCAGGAAUUCUGAAGCACUUCAAGACCGUCCCAAGCUUCGACGCCUCGAUCGGAGCGUACACCUGCGAUAUCAACCUGGUGACGAGUCUGGAAGAAGUGACCGCCCUGGUCAAGUCCAGCGAACUCAACGUAGAACUGGAAGUGCGCCUAGCAGGUAGCGGACUGUCCGACACAACCACCCUCAAGAUCGUCCCAGCUGUGCUCGUCGACCCGGAAGCAAUCGCGAUCGAUCAAAUCGCCUCCCAAACGAUCACGAUCACCGGAACCGACAAGGUCCUGCAGCAGACGGAGAUCGCCUCGUCAAACCCCUCCCUCCUAGAAAUCACAAUCGUCCAAAAGACCCCCAAUUCGCUCCAGUACAAGCCGCGCCUGCUCGGAUCGUACUCGAUCGACUCGCCCGAACAACUCUUCGUCAGUGUCAACUCGCCGUUGACGCUGCAGAAGCUGCGCAUCCCGAUCCAGUCGCCGCACGCGAUGCGCAAGUGUGCCGCCCAGCCGCUCUACAACGUGCCCAACCUGUUCCUCAGCUACGUCAGCAACUUUGGGCUGGUCAUUUCGGCGCUGAUCGUGCUGGCGGCGAGCGUGUGGGUGUUUGUGUUUUGCUUCCCGCAGCGAAACGCCGGCCAGAAGGCGGUGGAUCCGAACGCCACGUUGAUCUUCUCGCCGUUCCAGAGUGAUAACCAGAACCGGACGGCGCCGGCGUACCACCAAAGUGCCGGCGGUCGCAGUCCGUUCGCAGCUAGUCCAGUGUCGCCGUCGGCGUCCUAUUACAGUGGGGGCCCACUCAGCCCCAACGCAUCGUCCGACUUCAACAGCAGUGGCGGCAGUGCCGCCGGUACCUCCUCACCCGGGUCGCCCAUCUACGGCGACACGACGCUGCUGUCGCCCCAGAAGCGCAUCCACCGGCGCCAGCUGUAAGAAAAAAAAGAGAUGAGUAGACGUGUGAGUGCGUGAAAGUGCGUGAACGCGAGAUUGCAAUUUUCUUACUUGGUUGGAACGAUAUUAAUUAUUCUUAUGGUUACGGACGACGUCGCGGGAGAAAAGUUUUCAGCUUUUUAAGAGAUAGGAUGCCCAAACAGGAAGGGCUAAUACUUUAUUUUUCUUACUUCAUUUACUCAGCGAGAGGAUAAGACAAGAGAAAAGACUCAACACAAGCAGAACAAGUACACUUUUUCUUGCUACAAUUCCUUUUCAGUUUCUUUUUUGUUCGUUCAAAGCAAAGUGACUCAAGAAUACAACGUUGAUUUGCUGGCCAGCAAAAUAACUCGUGCAAGGCUGAGAUUUCCCCCAAAAAAAUAAGAAAGAAACAAAAAUCCGACAGUGGCGGCUCAUUUCGCAUUCAAAUUAUUUUCAUUUCAUUAUACGCCUUAGCUCUGUGCCGUCUCUUGGGAAAAGCAAAACAAAAGAAAAAGUGCUGGGCUCCUUCCCCUUUUCUUUCCUCCGUGUGUAUGUAAAUUACACUCUUUACUUAAUUCAUAUUUCGGAUUUCGGCGAGGCACUUUUUUCCUACUUUUAUGACCGAUCUCCUCCGGAGACGCUUUCUCUUGUUUUGCGACCAAGUGGUGACGAAAGAUGCAAGUUUUUUCGGCAUCGAGCGUUUUACGACCGGUUUUUCGCAGAAAUCCAAUUCCGCCGCCCAGAUUCAUCAAUCUUUGUUUUAUGGUGGGUUCGCUUUCCUCUUUUUUUUUCGUUGGGCGCUAGUUUUCAUCGCCGCGUGCAAUUUGUUUUCACGCGAUGUAGAUUUCGGGUUUGCGAUAAGUUUUUUGUUUUUUUUUUUUCUGGGUGCAAAAUGUCCGCGUAGCGAUUUGGUUGUGUGUGUGUGUGAUGAUUUGUGAAGAGUAAGUUUAAACGGAAGCGCAGUGCUCGAGAGGAAUUCCAUGUUAAACAUUUUUGUUGAAAAUUUUGAUGGGAAAGAUAAAAUUAUUCGCCAUUCAAAUUGUGUGCCUCUAACUUUUCGAAAUUGAUUAAAAAGACUUGCAGAAGCAAACAAUUCCUAAAGUUCCUCAAAAUUCCUAAAAUUUCUCAAAAUUCCUUAAAAUUGCUCAAAAUUCCUAACAUUUCUAAAAUUCCUAAAAAAAAU
Molecule: messenger RNA, 7008 nt
Organism: Culex pipiens pallens (northern house mosquito)
Lineage: Eukaryota; Metazoa; Arthropoda; Insecta; Diptera; Culicidae
Gene: Gp210
Product: nuclear pore membrane glycoprotein 210
Exons: 5
Coding region: 108-5846 (1912 amino acids)
Cellular component (GO): nuclear pore
Source: RefSeq, a predicted model, not a curated record